This is a messenger RNA of Alnus glutinosa, 1561 nucleotides long. RefSeq lists its product as uncharacterized. The record is from RefSeq and is a predicted model, not a curated record. Lineage: Eukaryota; Viridiplantae; Streptophyta; Magnoliopsida; Fagales; Betulaceae. The coding region runs from base 70 to 1452 and encodes 460 amino acids. The transcript has 7 exons.
CUGAAAAACCAGACAGUCAGUCCACGGAGACACUCUCUCAACCCCAUUAACUUCCAACGCCGACCCACCAUGGCUUCUCUUCAACCGUCGUGGCUCUCUGCUCUCAACUCCAUCAACACCAUCUCUCCCUCAAAACCCACUGUCUUCCCCUCCACAAUCCUCAACAAAACCCACUCAUUAAAGCCAUUGAAGCUCUCCUCCUCUGUGAACCCAUCCAAUGCUGAAUCUUCAGAACCCAUUUCACCAAACUCUCCGGAACCUGUGCCGGCUGCUAUUGACCCUGUGAAGCUCGCGUUUGAAAAAGCUAAGGCGUAUAAGAAGGAGGUAAAAUCGAAACUGGUUCCGAAAAUUGAGCAGAACCCAGUUGAGGAUUCUGGGACUAAGGAAGUGCCGGUUUCAGUUAAGGUUGCGAUGGAGAGGGCGAAAGAGUACAACAAGAAUAAAGGUGUUGUGAGUGGUGGCAAGAAUGGUGGAGAGAGUGACACAGUUUCAGGAUUGGAGAGAAGCAAUGGGGGGAACCUUGGAAAUGCGGUUGUGGAGAAAACGGUUAGUAAGAAGGGGAAACUCUCAGUUUCAAGCAUGGAUUUUAUGGGACUUGACUUUGCAGAUAAGAAGAGGAGCAGGGGACUACCUCCUGGGCUGGUUCCUGUUUCAGAAUCUUUCCCGGAUGGGGACUUGCCAGAGGUGGAGUUGAUUGUUGGGGAUACCAGCUAUUUCGAAGACACAACAGAAUCUGAGCCCACGCUGCCUCAGGAAUAUGAUUCAGAACUUUACAAGCCAAAGGUUUCUUCAUGGGGAGUCUUUCCUAGACCUGGAAAUAUUUCAAAAACGUUUGGUGGUGGAAAAGUUAUACGCCCUGGGCAGGUGCUUGAAACAGCAGAAGAGAGAGCUGCUAAAGAAGCACGAACAAGAGAGUUAGUAGCUGCCUACAAGAGUAAAAUUGGCUUAAAGAUCGAUCCAAAGUUAAAAUCUGAAUGUGAGGAGGCAAUAAAGGAUGGAGACUCAUUAAUGAAUCUUGGAAAGCUUCAGGCAGCAUUGCCCUAUUACGAAAAGGUCAUGGAUAACUUAACAUUCCAGAGUGAGCUUCAUGGGUUAGCUGCUUUGCAAUGGUCAAUUUGUCAAGACUCCCUUAUUGUUAUGGUUGACAGGUCGAAUGAGGCUCGAUUGAUGUAUGAGAAGCUUCGGUCUCAUCCAAAUGCUCAAGUGAGUAAGAAAGCAAGACAAUUCAUGUUCAGCUUUCAGGCCAUGGAGAUGAUGAAGGUCACAACAAGCACUCCUUUUAACACAGGUUAUCAGAAUUUUUUCGAAGCCUUUGUUCAAAAUAAAUCCAACUAUCCCCUUAAAGAAGUUGAGAUUGAAGAGGGUGCUCUGAGUCAAGUUCUCCCAUAUAUUAUUUUUCUUGUUUCUCCCAUUUUUGCCGUAUUACUUAUUGCUGUACAAAAGAGAACAUAAAUUGGAAGCUGGAGUUAAUAUCAGACUGGGGAAUGAUUAAAAGAAUAUUUGUCCUUGGAAUUGUAUAUAUCUUACUUACCAAAAGAAAAAUGAAUUAUAUGUAUCUCCA